Messenger RNA from Microthlaspi erraticum, 804 nucleotides. The record is from the annotation of a GenBank genome assembly. Lineage: Eukaryota; Viridiplantae; Streptophyta; Magnoliopsida; Brassicales; Brassicaceae.
AUGGAAUCAGCUCUGCUCCGGUGCUGCGUCAGUUUCUCCGGCCACUCCUACAACAGCAAGAACGUCGCUGCUGCUCACAGAACCGACGGUGAGAUUCCGAGGCCGAAACCGAGUCCGGGGAGAUGCGAAGAGGAGUGGUGUGCUAAGGUUUUGAGUAGAAGAUCGGUACUGGCGACUUCUGGACUUUCGCUGGCCUCGUCGACGGCGUUACUGUUUCCGGGGGAUGGAUUGGCCGUCGUGAAACAGGGGCUUCUCGCCGGGAGAGUUCCUGGUCUCUCCGAACCUGAUGAUAAAGGUUGGAGAACAUACCGUAGACCAGACGAGAAAUCAGGAGGGCAUGGCGUUGGUUGGAGUCCUAUCAUCCCUUACGCCUUCUCUGUUCCUCAAGAUUGGAAUGAGGUACCUGUAUCGAUCGCUGAUCUUGGUGGCACCGAGAUUGACUUGAGAUUUGCUAGUCCUAAAGAAGGCCGUUUGUCUGUUAUUGUCGCUCCCGUUCUAAGAUUCGCAGAUAAUCUUGGGGAAGAUGUGAAGAUUGAGAACAUUGGACCACCAGCGAAGGUGAUCAACGCAUUUGGACCAGAAGUGAUUGGAGAGAACGUUGAAGGGAAGGUGUUGAGUUCAAAUGUAGCUGAACAUGAGGGAAGACUCUAUUACCAGUUUGAGUUAGAGCCGCCUCAUGUGCUGAUCACUGCAACAGCUGCCGGAAACCGUCUUUACUUGUUCAGUGUCACUGGAAACGGGCUUCAAUGGAAGAGAUACUACAAGGAUCUGAAGAGGAUCGCUACUUCGUUCCGUGUCGUUUAA